This is a messenger RNA of Quercus lobata, 4550 nucleotides long. RefSeq names its product FtsH extracellular protease family. The coding region runs from base 187 to 4236 and encodes 1349 amino acids. The record is from RefSeq and is a predicted model, not a curated record. NCBI's taxonomy places the organism in Eukaryota, Viridiplantae, Streptophyta, Magnoliopsida, Fagales, Fagaceae. Gene Ontology annotation, molecular function: ATP-dependent peptidase activity; metalloendopeptidase activity; ATP binding. Gene Ontology annotation, cellular component: chloroplast thylakoid membrane. The transcript has 19 exons. Gene Ontology annotation, biological process: proteolysis.
UGGGUCACCAUCUAUCUAUAUCUCUCUGUUGUUUUCAAAACCUCACCUCAGUCCUCACACUCUCUCACUGUUCUUUCUUAAACCCUUCUCUAAAUCUCUCUCUCUCUGAUCAAAACCUUGAAAUGGAUACUACUCUUAUACGCAUUAACUUCCCAUAGUCUCUCUCUCUCUCUCUCUCUCUCUCUCAUGGAAGCCAUUCUCUUCUCACUUCCCCCAACCAAUCCUUUCACCUCCCAUUGCCCACCUCCAUGUGGAACCCCUUCUUUUUCUUCACUCACCAGUAAACGCCGCAUUAGAAUCCAAAGACCUCCCACCAAAUCCUUCACAAAACCCACAACUUUCUUACCCUUUGCCACCCAUUUCAGUUCCAUUACCUUCCCAGAAGCUUCCAGGGGCUCUAAAUUCAAAAACCCAGCUGCAAAUUCAGCUACAGAAGCCUCUAGCAGCUCAAAUUCCCAGUGCCCAGAAUAUGAAUCAGUGCUAGAAGUUUGUAGCAGCUCAAAUUUCCAAUACCCAGAUAAGAAAAAUGUGAAUUUGAUUGUGAAUUAUGUGAAUUUUGAUAAAAGUGUACUACAAUGCAUUGCAAAGCCUAUAGUGUACUCGUUGUUUUGUAUUUUGAUUGGUUUCUUUCCAAUUCGGGGAUUAAGAGUGUGCGCAAUUGCUGCUCCGGUGGCUACUGAAGUUAGGAUAGAUAGAAAACAGAAUGUGAAAGAGGGAUUGAGUUCAGUGAGUUCAAAGGGGCACGAGUACUCAGAGUACACUCGGAGGUUGCUAGAGACUGUGUCAGUGCUAUUGAGGAGUAUAGAGGAGGUUAGGAGGGGGAAUGGGGAGAUAAAGGAAGUGGAGGCGGCAUGGGAGGCAGUGAAGUUGAAGAAAGAGGAGUUGCAAAAGGGGAUAAUGAGUGAGCUAUAUGCGGAGUUGAGGGAGUUGAGAAGAGAGAAACAGGGGUUCGAAAAGCGGGGGGAUCAGAUUGUGGAUGAGGUGGUGAAGGCCAAGAAUGAGCAUGAGAGAUUGGUGAGGAAGGCGGAGAAGGAGAAGAAGAAGGAGAGGGUGGGGGUGGAGAGGUUGGAAGAGAGUUUGAGGGGAUUGGAAGAAGAGUAUAAUGUGGUUUGGGAGAGGAUUGGGGAUAUUGAGGAUCAAAUGGCGAGGAAGGAGACAGUGGCUAUGAGUUUUGGGGUGAGAGAGCUUUGUUUUAUUGAGAGGGAAUGUGAGCAGUUGGUGGGGAGGUUUACCCGGGAAAUGAGGCAAAAGGGUACUGACAGUUUGCCAAAAAGGCCACUUUCCAAACUUUCAAAGUCUGAUAUUCAGAGAGAUUUAGAAAGCGCACGGAGAAAACAUUUGGAGCAAAUGAUUCUGCCUAGUAUCUUGGAGCGCGAAGAUCUUGGGCCUUUCAUUGAUCAAGAGUCAGUGGAAUUUGCGCAACGUAUAAAACAAGGUCUUGCAGAUUCAAGGAAGCUACAAAGAAGUCUGGAAGCUCGUAUAAGAAAAAAUAUGAAGAAGUUUGGUGAUGAAAAGCGUUUUGUUGUAAACACACCCGAAGAGGAAGUGGUGAAGGGUUUUCCAGAAGUUGAGUUGAAGUGGAUGUUUGGAGAUAAGGAAGUUGUGGUUCCCAAGGCUAUGGGCCUCCAUUUAUACCAUGGUUGGAAGAAGUGGCGUGAAGAGGCGAAGGCAGACUUAAAAAGAAAUUUGUUAGAAAAUGUUGACUUUGGUAAACAGUAUGUGGCGCAAAGACAGGAACGUAUUCUGCUGGACCGAGAUAGAGUGGUGUCAAAGACCUGGUAUGAUGAAGAGAAAAAUAGGUGGGAAAUGGAUCCGGUAGCUGUUCCAUAUGCUGUGUCCAAGAAACUAGUGGAACAUGCCCGGAUUAGGCAUGAUUGGGCUGCUAUGUAUAUUGCACUAAAAGGAGAUGACAAGGAAUAUUACCUUGACAUUAAGGAGUUUGAAGUGCUAUUCGAGGAAUUUGGAGGGUUUGAUGGGCUAUAUAUGAAAAUGCUUGCCUGUGGUAUUCCAACUACUGUUCACCUGAUGUGGAUACCUUUUUCAGAGCUGGACUUCCGUCAACAGUUUCUCUUGACUCUAAGGCUGUCUCAUCAAUGCUUGAAUGGGUUGUGGAAGACUAGAAUUGUAUUGUAUGCAAGGGACCGGGUUUUUGAGGAAAUUAGAAAUUUAAAUGAUGACAUAAUGAUGAUGGUUGUGUUUCCUGUUGUGGAUUUUAUAAUCCCUUACCCGGUAAGGAUGCAGUUGGGGAUGGCAUGGCCAGAGGAAAUAGAUCAAGCCGUUGGCUCAACAUGGUACUUGAAAUGGCAGUCUGAGGCAGAAAGGAAUUUCAAAUCCCGAAAAAGAGAUGACACCCAAUGGUUUCUAUGGUUUUUGAUUAGAAGCUUUAUAUAUGGAUAUGUUUUGUUUCAUAUCAUCCAGUUUAUGAAUAGAAAAAUUCCACCACUCCUUGGUUAUGGGCCUUGGCGUGAAAAUCCAAAUUUGCGGAAGCUGCAGAGAGUGAAAACCUAUCUAAAGUAUAGGGUGAAGGGAAUCAAAGAUAAGAAAAAAGCUGGCUUUGAUCCCAUAAGGACUGCUUUUGAUGGAAUGAAGAGGGUGAAGAAUCCGCCAAUAGCAUUGAAGGACUUUGCUAGUGUUGAGUCCAUGAGAGAGGAAAUCAAUGAAGUUGUAGCAUUUCUACAAAAUCCUAGAGCAUUCCAAGAAAUGGGUGCCUGUGCUCCUCGGGGAGUUCUUAUUGUAGGUGAGAGGGGAACAGGAAAGACAUCUCUAGCAUUGGCUAUAGCUGCAGAAGCUAAGGUGCCUGUCGUUAAAGUUGAAGCCCAACAGUUGGAGGCUGGACUCUGGGUUGGCCAAAGUGCAUCGAAUGUUAGGGAACUGUUUCAAACAGCACGGGAUUUGGCACCUGUUAUCAUAUUUGUGGAGGAUUUCGACCUCUUUGCUGGUGUACGUGGGCAGUUCAUUCACACUAAAAAUCAGGAUCAUGAGUCUUUCAUUAAUCAACUUCUUGUGGAACUCGAUGGGUUUGAGAAACAAGAUGGGGUUGUUUUGAUGGCUACUACGAGAAAUCUCAAGCAAAUUGAUGCGGCCUUACAGCGACCUGGUAGGAUGGAUAGAGUAUUUCAUCUUCAAAGGCCAACUCAAGCAGAGAGGGAAAAGAUAUUACACAAUGCUGCAAAAGAAACCAUGGAUAAUGACCUAAUUGAUUUUGUAGACUGGAUUAAGGUUGCUGAGAAGACUGCACUUUUGCGGCCCAUAGAACUAAAACUUGUUCCUGUGGCCUUGGAAGGUAGUGCUUUUAGGAGCAAAUUUCUUGAUACGGAUGAGCUAAUGAGCUACUGUAGUUGGUUUGCGACUUUUAGUGAUAAUGUCCCUAAGUGGGUGCGGGAAACCAAAAUAGUGAAGAAACUAAGCAAAUUGCUGGUGAAUCAUCUUGGACUGACAUUGACUAAAGAAGAUCUGCAGAAUGUGGUUGAUCUGAUGGAACCAUAUGGUCAGAUAACCAAUGGGAUUGAACUUCUAAACCCUCCUAUUGAUUGGACAAGGGAGACCAAGUUCCCACAUGCUGUUUGGGCUGCUGGUCGUGGUCUUAUUGCUCUUCUCUUACCAAACUUUGAUGUUGUAGAUAAUCUAUGGCUUGAGCCAUUGUCUUGGCAGGGAAUUGGAUGCACAAAAAUCACUAAGGCGAGAAAUGAAGGCUCUAUGAAUGCGAAUUCAGAAUCAAGAUCAUACCUUGAAAAGAAGCUUGUAUUUUGCUUUGGUUCAUAUAUUGCAGCCCAAAUGAUACUUCCUUUUGGGGAAGAAAAUUUUCUUUCUUCUGAAGAAUUAAAGCAGGCACAAGAGAUAGCCACACGUAUGGUGAUUCAAUAUGGAUGGGGUCCUGAUGAUAGCCCUGCAAUUUACCAUCAUAGUAAUGCGGUUACAGCUUUAAGCAUGGGGAACAACCAUGAGUAUGAGAUAGCAGCCAAAGUUGAAAAGAUGUAUGAUCUAGCAUAUUGUAAAGCAAAAGAAAUGCUUCAAAGAAAUCGUCAAGUUCUUGAAAAGAUUGUUGAGGAAUUGCUUCAGUUUGAAAUCUUGACUAGAAAGGAUUUGGAAAGAAUGGUUGAAGACUAUGGUGGGAUACGAGAGAAAGAGCCAUUUUUUCUUUCAAAAUCUUAUGAUAUUGAGCCAUUGUCUGUCAGCUUUCUUGAUGGUGGGAAUACAACCGGGACUGCUCUUUUAAGUGCACCAACAUCAGACUAAGUUCAAUAAAAUAUAUGGUUCUGAAGCUGACAUCUACUAUAGAUUCAAAUUUGAUUCCUAGUUUUUGCUUAUACAGCAUUGAUGGAUUUUUUUAAUGGUGCAGUAUAUCCCUUUUUAGCAUGGGAGAUAAUGAUGUAAACUAGUUGUACAUAAAGUAAUUUUGGGUUGAGAAGAGGUGCCAUUUUUCCUUCUUAACCAUUGUUUAUUGUUUUAAUAAUGGGUUGAAAGUCCUUCCUGCUCUCUUUUCUCAACAGUGUAAUUUAGAUUCAUAGCAUUAACCAUUUUAAAAGCAUAUCUUGUUCUGCUUGUAAUGA